Messenger RNA from Symbiodinium necroappetens, 423 nucleotides. The record is from the annotation of a GenBank genome assembly. NCBI's taxonomy places the organism in Eukaryota, Dinophyceae, Suessiales, Symbiodiniaceae.
GCGCUUCCAAAUUACUUUGAAGCUGUUGUCCUUGCGGGAAAGUCCGACUUCCAAUUUGCCAAUCAAGUCCUUCCAGCCACGGUGGAGAGCGAACUCGACAGCCCCAGCAAGCUGGCAACCAUUCAUGCUGAGCCGGACCCGAAGCUGGAGGUGCAGAAGGAGCUCAAGGAGGAGCUUCCAACCCUGCUGGAGGCAGAGAAUAUGCCCGACGACACGGCCUUUGGCUUGCAGAACAAGGGAUGCAAAGCAAAGCUGGUCGAUCGCCUGGUUGAGCAAGAAGCUCUGCAGAAGAAAGUCAGCGCCAAGUAUCCUGAGCAGAGGUUCGAAGUUGUGCUGUCCGAGUGCAAGAAGGCUCAGAUUGGGGUGGAGCGAAAGCGAACAUUGGAGGCCAAGGAUUUCUUCGGCUACUGGGGCGUGGCUUGA